Dracunculus medinensis (Guinea worm) is the source of this 390-nucleotide messenger RNA. Lineage: Eukaryota; Metazoa; Nematoda; Chromadorea; Rhabditida; Dracunculidae. The record is from the annotation of a GenBank genome assembly.
AUGGUUAAAGUGUAUUUCAGUAAUACUACUGAAGUUCCAUUAGAAGCUAAUGUUGAUCCUUUAAUGUUUCAUGAGACAAUGGAAGUCUUUCGAGGACGACUUUCUUUGGAUGAAAAGAAUAUUGAUAAUGUGAUAUACAUUGCUGACAAAUUUAAAAUAAAGCCAUUAUUUUCCCACUGUCAAAGUUUCAUUACGGACAAGCUCUCUUCGUCGUCGGUGAUGCAUGCAAUUCGUUUAGCGGAGCAGUAUCGAAUGGCUGAAAUAAAACAAGCAUUAUUUGAUACAAUUUCGAUUGACGUAUUCCGUAGCUUGGCUGCGGACCAAGAUUAUCGUCAAAUGGGCCCGGAACUUAAAGCUGAACUUUUGGAGAAAUGGGGCACAUUUUUAUAG